AUGAAGGGUUGGCUUCAGACUCUGUGUCUGUCUGCCUUUUUCGCAGGGAGCGUGCUGGCAAAUGAAGUCGAAUUGAAACAAGACGAUGCGCACCGCCAGCGAUGUUCGGGGAUGUACAGCCGCAAGUCCUGGGGAGGAAGCGUCGAUCCGUUUAUCUUGACAAGGUUUUCGCACGAAUCCGAGACCAGUGAUACUGAUCCUUUGGUCAGCUUGGUGAUUUUCGAAUGGACCGACGAGGAGUUGAUCGGGAGGGCUGUAUCGGACAACCCGGAAGUGAGUUAUUGCCCCGGGAAUGAUCGCAUGCCCCGAGCAGGAUUAUCUGACUGCUUAUACAAAACUGUACAGGAAAUCGAAACAAUUUGCGACGAAGCGAGUGUUGACGCGGGCCUCUGCACGGAUCAAGAUAUCGGCUCUUUCAUUCUCGCCGCGAACGCGACGGAAACAUCCAAGUUCCCCAUCGUCUCCAAAGCCAUCCACCUAAACAAUCCAGUCGCGGUGAAUUAUCCUGUGAAGAAGACCGGUUUCUAUUGCGUGAGCACCUAUGGGUACUCGGGACAGGACUACACAGCGGUGGUCGAAUUUCGGAAUGCGUACGGUGAGCUGCCGGCAGCGCAGAUUGCGAAACUGCCGUUUUAUGGUGGCUUGACGAUAGUAUACGCCGUGAUUGGAAUUUUUUGGGCAUUCUUAUAUGUGCAAAAUCGCCAUGAUAUCUUGCCGGUCCAGAACUAUAUCACGGCUAUACUUGUGUUCUUGAUCCUUGAGCAGUUGAUGACAUGGGGCUUCUAUGAUUUCCAAAACCGCCAUGGCUUGAAUGUUGGUGCAAAAGUACUCAUGGUCCUUGUUGCCGUUCUUAAUGCUGGACGGAAUUCGUUCUCUUUUUUCCUCCUGCUCAUUGUCUGCAUGGGCUAUGGUGUCGUCAAGCCAUCUCUGGGCCGAACCAUGAUCUACGUCCGCAUUCUCGCCAUUGCGCAUUUCAUCUUCGGUGUCAUCUACGCUGUUGCAAGCUUGUCAAUCACACCAGAUAGUGCCGGUCCGCUCGUGCUCUUGAUUGUUCUCCCGCUUGCCGCUACCCUGACUGGCUUCUACGUGUGGACCCUUAACUCGCUGAACGCAACGAUGAAGGAUCUCAUCGAUAGAAAGCAGAAGACCAAAGCGUUGAUGUACAAGAAGCUGUGGUGGUGCAUUUUGAUCAGCAUCGUCGUUAUAUUCGGCUUCUUUUUCAUCAACUCCUUUGCUUUUGCGGGUGGCAGUGACGCCAGUUUCGUACCGGACCACUGGAAGACCAGGUGGUUUAUCUUGGACGGUUGGCUCAACUUGGUCUACCUAUGCGAUAUUGCUUUUGUCGCUUAUCUGUGGCGACCUACCGCCAACAACAGACGUUUCGCGAUGAGUGACGAGCUUGCGCAAGAUGAUGACGGUUUCGAAAUCCGCUCAUUUGGCAGUGCAUUGGACGAAGAAGAUGUCCUUGGCGCUCCAGAGGUCAAUGUCGGAACAGAGCACCGCCGCGAUCUUUCCCCUGUGCCUCCCAAGCCUGUUCCGUCCGCGCCUCGUCAAAGAGAGUCGCUCGACGGGGAGACGAUCUUCGCCGUUGGAGAAGACGGAGACAAGUGGUCUGACGAUGAAGAUGAAGAAUCUCGACGCGGUUCGACCGAUCGCAAGUCGCAAGAAGGCGACGAUGAAGAGAGGGAAAGAUUGACAAAGCGUACGGAUUGA
Messenger RNA from Aspergillus chevalieri, 1713 nucleotides. Its product is annotated as putative integral membrane protein (Ptm1). NCBI's taxonomy places the organism in Eukaryota, Fungi, Ascomycota, Eurotiomycetes, Eurotiales, Aspergillaceae. Gene Ontology annotation, biological process: retrograde transport, endosome to Golgi. The record is from RefSeq and is a predicted model, not a curated record. Gene Ontology annotation, cellular component: Golgi apparatus; membrane. The transcript is spliced from 6 exons. Bases 1 to 1713 code for a protein of 570 amino acids.